AUGUCGCGAAUUUCGCGAUGUCUCGUGCUUUUUGGAGCAGUUUGCGCCUUGUCGUCGUGCGUGUCUCAUAAACGAUUCAGAAGACAAGUUUUGCCGUCGCAACAUAUUCAAGUGAGUGUUCUUUAACGAAAAAUAGCCUCGACUUAUUUAAAAAUCUGCCGUUAUUCUUCAUUUUAAGCGGAAAAACUCGUCAAAGCUUUUUCUAGUCUUAAAAGUUUUUUCGACAGCCCUCUUCAUCUAAUAAAAUAUUUUCAGGUCGAUUCAGAUGACUCAGUCGUCAAUCUUGAUGAUUCCAUCACAGUGGACUCUGGAGAUUCAAGAAUCCAACUAAAUGAAAAGUUUGACUGCUUCAAAAACUGAUCAAAUAUUUUCUGUUAAGAAAUGUAAACGGGACAAUUUGGUCAGGGAAAUCACGGGUUAACUUUGACACUUACGACACCUAUGUAAAUGCGUCAGCUCAACUAGCCGAGUCCAUUAUGAACAUACAAAACUGUGCUUUAAUCCAUGGAAAGUCAGGAAACAGCGAGGUGAUACGGGAAUAAACUGAUUGUUUUUGAAGAUUCGAUUCAGAUUUAUAUGAGAACCAACAGGACAUCCGAUGGUCAUACUUUCGUGAAUCACCAGAUGUACGAUCGGGCUAAUGUUACAGUAAACGACGAAGGAGUGCGGGUACAGGUGAGUUUUUUGUAAUCAUACAAAAUAUGUUCUAAGUCCUUCUAGUAAAAAAAAAGCUAUGAAAUUUCAGGCAGUGAAUGGAAAAAGAGUGGGCAUCGAAGCGACUACAUGGGAAAAGUACCUCGAAAAGACCAUGACGAUGGCCGCCGUUAACAAUCCCAUUACAGGAGAAAGAGAGCUGAUGCUGAACAGUUUGUUUUUGAAUAUCAUCCAUGGAAAAAAUCAGAUUUCAGUUAUUGCGCCUCAAUACAAACUGGAUGUCUGUUUUGUUGGUUCUAAUAUCUAUAUAGAGUUUGCUGACAAAAUCGUGGAGAUCGACGCUGAUUUCUCCAAUGUUAACAUAUUCACAGAUAAGUAUGUUGUUAACUUUCGCACGCUGGACUUGAAGACACCUUACGACGUGAGUGACAAAUGAGGAUUUCUCUUUUGAAAUCAUUUUAGGUGAAUCUGUCAAGAGAUCAAAUUGUCGUCCGAUGUCCUCAGGAAAAUACACAUGUUCAUGUGAAGCCAUUAGGUGUCAACGUCCAAGUCGAAGAGUUUGCAAAGUGAGUGAAGUUUUGACGGUUUUUCAUGUUUCUUUGAUCAAGAAUGCAAGUCGAUCGAGGAGGUGGUGUAAUGACUCUUGGUGAGAAACCUUUGAACGCCGAUACUGUCAGAGUGAGAAAAAAAUUUCUUUUCCAAAAUUAUUGCGGUUUUCAGGUUGUUUCUUUGUCGACCAUGUUAGAUUUAGCGAAUGACGGGCACGUACGAGCUGACACGACAAAAUCACACAUCGAAAUGCAAACUCCUGUCAUAAACGUGAGUGAGGUCCUUAUUUGAAUAUCGCGAAAAGUCAAAAGAGAUAAAAUCAAUUUUAUUUGAUUUCGAAUAUUUUUUUUUCCUUUAAAGUCUACAGAAAAUGAAAAAGUAGAUUAUAUGAAAAUCGGCUUGCUUGAAUAUUUUUUUGAAUAAAUAUUUUUUUUUUUUUUCUGCAAGAACUCAAUUUUUUCUUUAAUUUCUAAACGCUACCCCGAUCUUUUGCAUUGUAAUAUAAUCUUGUGGAAAUUGACCGAAAAAAAAAUUUUGCAACUUUUAAUAAUAUCAUCCCAAAAACUAAAAGCUUGAGCAUUCAGAGACUGAAAAGAGUUUUUAGCUAAUAUUCUGAAAAUUAUUUGAAAAAAAGUUCUUCAAACUCAGGCAUAUUCAAUUAUUUCAAGAUAGACGAUUUUCUCAUUUAGGUGGGCUUAACGGCAGCUCACCACGAUCUCCGCGUGAACGGCGGAGUUCCUCAUCUGAUUGUGGAGGCCGGCCAAGCGUGCGUAGAAGUGACAGCAAGCAACGGAUUGCCUGGAGGAGUUACUCUUCUGCCUCCGUUCGUUGUUCCAGAAGACAAGUUCUUGACCUACGGACCGUUCCAAGGUAAAGACGGCAAAGCCUACAUGGCGACGUACUACACGAGUGCCUUGGAUGCGAGCAUGGCCACGUCUUUCUAUCACCCAUCACAUCAGCACGGUGCACCCGUUAUUGCAAAUGCACCAGUUCCACCAGAACUAUCACCUCCUGUUUCUCUCAAAAAUUUGAUGGCACUUCCUCCUGGCUUUGCAGGCGAUGUGGUUGUACCGCAAAAUACGACUACCUCAACCUCAACCACAACCACAACUCCAAAACCAACGACGACAUCGUCGACAACGACAACUACCACGACUACAACCACGCCUACUACUACUAGCACCACGACAACAACAACUACUACAACUACUACCACCACGACCACGACACCUGACGCUGAUAUGGAAGAGCUGCGACGUCUACAGGAAAAAAUCCAAAAGUUGAAAAAAAUACGAGAGUGGACUUCAGAAGAGAUCUCCAAUGACCACGAUGGAGAUCAGAAAACUGAAACUUUCACGUACCCGAACGGUACUACAGUCACCCGACUGAUAAAUAUUAAGAGAAAAAUCACGACAAAAAUAGUUCACAAGCACAGAGAAGAACAGGAUGAUGACAAACCUGCUCCAGUGAACGGUACAAGAACGGUUAUCACACGCGUCAAUGGCACUGUAGUCCCAAAUCCAGUGCAUCGACGUAAUAGAACACACACUUCAACAUCGACAGUCACAACACCUUCUUCAACAUUGGCUGUGACAACUCUCCCUUCAACUUUGGCGGCUCCUAUCCCUCGCAAUAUUCUCACUACCGUUGCGCCAACUUCCCAACAAGGAUCAACUUUUUCAGCUUCCACUUCGACAAGCACGAAAAAGCCCUCAAUAACAAUCCCCCCGGCUUUAAUGCAAAAUAUUCUCAAGAAUGAUCGAACUUCCAAUGGCUUGGAAGCGCCUCCUAUGCCUCCACAAAGUGCACCCCCACCACCUUUUCCGCAUGUUCUAACUCUUUAGUUUUAUGUCCUUUUUUCUAUCCAUCUGCAAUGAAUUUAUUUUGUUGUUGUCUUCAAACAAUAUUUGGCACAAUGAAAGAAAAGCAGUUAAAAUUCAAAAACUUUCAGGCAACUCUACAGCCUUGCCCGUCAAGUUUCCAUAUCCUGGAGGGUUGAACGUGACGCAAUCACCUCUUGAAAACUGCAAUACCAACAAUCUGACUUUGGGCAAUGUUACUAAUCCUCAAAAUACCGCGACUCCUACUCCUAGCGCUGAACAAACUAGUACAGAAGUUACAUCCCAAACUUACUAUCCACCUUCGAAUCCUUCUCCUGAAGUUGAUUACUGGACACCAGGCUCUUCGACGCUGGAACCAAUUACUUAUCCUACUCAAAGAGUCACAGAAACACCAGUUACCACAGAAAAACCAACGACGACGGAGUUUUCCUUUGACACUUCAACAUUAACACCCCCUCAAAGUUCUAACAAUACCCAAUCAACUAGCUCUGAGAUUGAAGAAGCUACUACGACUCCUAAAGAAGAAUUUUCGACUCAAGAAACGGUUGAAGUCACCACGACCGCAAAUGUUGAGAUAGAAAAGCCUACGACGUAUUCAACUACCGAGCCUCCAACGACGUCGUAUACAGCAUUUUCUGAAUCCUCAACAGUGUCUUCUGGAGAGGAAAACGUGGUGACUCAAACGAAUGGCGAAUGGGAAGGCGGAUCAGAAACCCUCUAUUCAACUGAAGCGAUGCCAACUCCUGAGACGUUAGGAACAGAUCAACCUGCCAACCACAGUUUAGAUACUACGACGACCUCUCCGGAGUUUCCCACACCGUCAGAACUUCCCCAAAUAACAGAGAGUACUAAAGAGAGCUUCACUUCUGAAACCAUGCCCACCCCGCCGACGCUCCCGGCAGAGCCUACUCUUCCGAUGCCAGAAAGCACGGCAUCUUCCGAGUUCCAGUCGACGACUUCCGAUCAAUUUGUUUUUGGGCACUACUAUUCUACAGAAGAGUCCUCAGAGAGUAAGGCCAAGAAAAUUUCGAAAGAGAAACCUUUUUCAGUGACGUCCACGCAAGGUUCAAUGAUCGGCAUCACGGCUAAUAUUGGUAAUAUUGACUUGGUCACGUAUCCUCCUAGUAAUCCUUCAGAAAUUCCUACACCUGGUAGUCUGGGGAACACAGGUACUUUUCUAUUAAAUUACAUUGACAGAGAAUGGCUUUUUCUAGGCACUGUCGAGUCGCUGCCCACUCCUGGACCUUUAGAAGUGAACACAACAACUCAGCAACCAACGUUUCCUUCUUCGUAACUUCUAUGACUUUUAUUUCUAAAUAUGAUGAUUUUAGAAGUGGAAGGAUGUUGAUUCUGAAAAUGCGAGUUCCUGAUGGAGUUGACAUACAUUCUCCAGAUUUCGCCAAAAACAUCAGCUUGAGCUUGAAGCGUUUGGUGAGGGACACGAAUCGGAAGUUGCGAAGGAGGCAUCGAAGAGAUGCUGAAGCCUCGGAUAGUUCAUCUGUUCUGGUAUAACUAUUCUGAAAAAUCAAAUCAAUUUUUUUCAGAUCAAUGAAAUAUUCAAAAUCAACAACAAUGAAACUGAUAUCGUUUUUUCAUUGGUUGACUACGAAAUUUCCCAAAAAGAUUUGGAAGAAGCUCUACAUGAAAUAGAUUCAGGAGUUUUGAACGAAUAUUUCGAAUAUCCAGUGAGUUUCCAUAAAUUUGAUGGAACUUGUCUUUUUUUCGCAGACGAUAAGCAGUAUAGAAACUCCUACGGAAGCCGAGUUGAAGUUCUCCCUUGCGAUUAAAACAGUGAUUCUUUUUACCACCUUCCUUUUUUUCAUGACAGCUUUUGUUGUUUGCCUCGUGAAAACAGAUAAACCAAGAUUGGUGAGUAUUGAUCCUAUUUCUUUCUAGAUUUUCAGAAUUUUUUAGUUCAUUAAAUGGAUGGGUCGACAUUUUGCCCAAUACACCGUGCCAAGUCAUGCAAACAACGUCGCUUUUGAACGACCAAGCGCUUGA
Caenorhabditis auriculariae is the source of this 5045-nucleotide messenger RNA. Lineage: Eukaryota; Metazoa; Nematoda; Chromadorea; Rhabditida; Rhabditidae. The record is from the annotation of a GenBank genome assembly.